GUUCCGUGAUAAAGAGGCCAUAAUGAGUUCGUCAGCAGUGCGGUCAGCUGGCUUCACAGGGCGAGGGAGGCUCAGCCUGUUAGGGGGAAAUGUAUUAAUUUACUUUAUUAUCUGACACAUACAUAUAUAAAGAUUUAGUUCCUUUUGGAAGGCGGCGUUAACCGGUUUCUAGCUGUUAGUAGCUAGCAAUAAUCGGAACUCUCUUUAAAUGACGGUCUUUAACCAUUAAAUAAGUCAAACAGGAAACAAACCAACAUCAACACUGACUCUUAAAGCUUAAGGAUUUCCAGCCUGUCUGUUGGUCCCCUUGGAGAACCAGCUCCAGUGGGGUGAUUUCUUUGGAGGGGCAGCUGGACAGGUGGGAUUCAGGAUGCCUCUCUUCUUCAGGAAAAGGAAGCCCAGCGAGGACUCUCAGAAGAGGCUGGAGCAUCAGCUGUAUUGGUCCAACCAAGAAGGAGCGGAUGACAUCCUGGACAUCUCAGGGUGUGAACUAGCAGAGCUUCCAUCUAAGGUCUUUUCCAUCUGUAAGGUGCAACAGAAGAAGGUCCUGAUCCUUCACACCAAUGAACUGAAAUAUCUGCUGCCUAAAGGCUGUGACAUCAGCUCCCUGUCCACCUUAAAGGUUUUGGAUCUGCAUGAGAAUAAGCUCAGCUCUCUCCCAGAGGACCUUGGAAAUCUGACCAAGCUGCAGAUCCUGAAUGUGGAGAAGAACCAUCUGAAGGCUCUGCCUGAAUCCAUCAGGAGGCUGCAGCUCCUGCAGACGCUCAACCUGAAGGGAAACUGCCUGACCGAACUGCCGGCGGCCGUCGGCUCGCUGAGCAGCCUGCGCACCCUGGACAUCAGCGACAACAGCAUCCUGCAGCUUCCCAAACAUCUGGCCUACAUCCGCACCUUGGAGAGCUUCACUCUGGAUGCUGCCACGAUGACCUACCCGCCUGCAUCUGUCUGCUCAGAGGGAACGGAGAGCAUCCAGCGUUUCUUCUGCAAAGAGUUGGGAGAGGAAUACUGCGCUCCAUCUCAGUACCUCCUGCCAGUUCUGGAGAGCGACUGUGGCAAACCGAGCUCUGACUGUCUGGAUGGUCUGGAGGAGGCCUGGCAGAGUAAAUUCAGCGACUAUGAGAAGAGAAAGGAGCAAAAGCUGCAGGAGAAGCUAGCGUUUGAGCGCCACCUAGAGGAGAAACAACGAGAGCACACCCAGCUUCUCCUCAUGAACAAUUCCCACAAGGAAAACAUCCUGAAUUCAGUCCGUCUGGAUCAGGAGCGCGUGGAGCAGGGCUUCAGCCAGCAGCAGAGGGCUCAGGAGGCCGAGAGGGAGCUGGUGCUGGAGAAGGUCCGUCAGGCUGAGCACAACAUCAGCGGCCGAAUCAGCGGCUUGUUGAUGGACAACAGCAGGCAGAAAAAGAGCGCAGAGUUUCUUCAGACCAUGGAGGAGGAUCGGAUCCGAAUGGAGCAGCUGACGGCCAUCACUCAGGAGGAGGCCAGCUCACUGCGGGGGAGGGAUGUAGCAGCCGCCAUGCAGAAGAUGCUGUCGGACAGCUACGCCAUGAGCCUCCUACAGGAGGCCAGCGACAGCCGCAGGCAGAGUCUGGUCUCUGAGGCCUACAGGAGCAUGGAGACUUUGGACAAGAAGUUUGACAGGAUGCUGUCGCUCCAGGUUUUGGACAAAUCUAAAGCCAUCGCUCAGAUCUUACAGGAGGAGGAGAUGCAGAAAGCUGCGUUUCAGGCUCUGCAGCUGCAGAAAGAUGCCGUUCACGGUUACAUCCGCAAUCAGAUCAAGCUCAUUGAGGCCGAACUAAUGCAGCUGACUAAACUGGAGAUUAAAAGACGUAAUCUGGAUGCCGAGAACCUUCAGGAGGUUCUGGUGGAGCAGCGCUCAGCCCUCAGUGAUUUACUGCAGCAGCUGCUGAAGCAGAGAGACCAGAGGGAGCAGGAGCUGCACCAGGUUCUGGUGGAGAUGGAGAACAAGUCCGACUCCAACCAGCAGAACUACUGGAUGAUUCAGUACCAGCGGCUGUUGGAUGCUAAACCUUUGUCGCUUCGGAUGCAGGAAGCGGGUUUGGAAAAGGAGCUUGUGAACCUGCUGUGCAGACUGUCGGCUCAACACUACCUGCCCAUCAUGGCUCAUCAUCACAUCACCACUGAGGCGCUCCGCCACAUGACGGUUUCAGACCUGAAGAAGCUGGGAAUUAAUGAAGCUGGGAUCCAGAAAGCCCUGCUGAACUGGGCUCGGGAACACCAACCUGCAGGAGCUUGCAAAGCUGCCCAAAUAGAAGAGGUCGUUACCCCAACAGCUCCAACCCCGCCCCCAUCUCCACUUCUUCCCAGCACCUCGACCACCCAGACCCCCAGCCCACCGCGAUCCCCAGGGACUCCCGUCACGCCAUCGGCCCCCACACCUGUAGAGGGACCAGGAAGCUCAGAAUGUGUGGUCUGCAUGGAGACUGAGUCUCAGGUGAUCUUCCUGCCCUGUGGUCACGUCUGCUGCUGUCAGGUGUGCAGCGGCGCCCUGCAGAACUGCCCUCUGUGCCGCUGCAACAUUUCCCAGCGCAUACGGCUCUACCAUAACUAAAUCCUGGGCUGAACCGGGUCGCUACGCUGCUUCGUUUUCACCAACCACCUCUCUGUGUAUUUAUGCAUGAUCCUGGAGCUGGUGUGGGAAAACAUGGUCAAGUAAAGGUCCUAGUCACUAGUAUUCAUCCAAAAGAACCUUGAGACGCUCCGUGUUUUAGUCGCUGUGAAUUUUCUUUUUUUUUUGUUUAGAGCCGAGGAAAGGAAACGGUUCUCUGCCUCCCAGAUAAUUAGUGCCUUUUAUCAUGUAAAUCUCGUUGUUUUGGAACAUUUUUCUGGAUUUUAGCCAAAGUAGCAACAGAUGUUUCAUUCAGAGCCUCCAUGCUGUCCAUCGUGUCCUGCAUUAUUCUUAUUAUUCUUUUAAUGGCUCUGCCGUUACGUUCCAGGCUGCACGAAGGUCACAUGCUAACACCAAACUUUAGCUGCCUGAAUCCAGUUGAACCCACAUUUUAUCCCACUUUCAUCACUGUGGGUUUUUAAUGAGAAAAACCCUAAAUCUUGGAGUCAAAUAUCAGCAUAAAAAUGAUAAAAAGGGAGUUCCUGCAGUUUUAUAAGUUACUGUUUUAUUCUUUAGGUGUUUUAACCCAAGCAUAAAGAUGUAAUUAACCCUAAUUGGCAGCCUAGAGGUCAUUCAAUUAAAGCACUUUAAUAAAGAAAUAGAAAGUCUAGAAAAUAUUUAAAGCUUUCAGGCAGCAAUGAAACCAUGCUGUAAAACUGUUCCUCUGUUAAGUCAGUUUAACUUCUCAGCCACAGUUGUUAAAAAGUAAGUACACCCUAUUUGAAUUAGGUUUUAUUCAUCAGAACAGGAGGAAAAGUUCUAUAAAUGAGGUAAAAUCAUCAAACAUUUAAUAACUUACAGCAUUUCAUGUUUUACUGAACAGAAAACUAAAUGCUGAUGUUGAUUUUGCUUGUAUAAAAGCACUGAGGCAUCAUUUAUCAUCCAGGGUUUUUUUAUUUUGUCUUGAUGUGUAAAACAGGAUGUCUAUGUGAACCUCGUUCCUUCUGUUGCUCUCAACCAAGUGCUCUUAUCUUCACUGUUUUCCAGGAAAAAAUCUGCUCCAACUGUAUGUGGAUCAGGCUGAAUGUUUUAGCAUAUUUACACAUGACUGUAAAGAUGAUAUUUAAUGCUACCAGACAAUAAAAUACAACCUGUAAUCCUC
This is a messenger RNA of Girardinichthys multiradiatus, 3728 nucleotides long. It is a transcript of the gene lrsam1, whose product is annotated as leucine rich repeat and sterile alpha motif containing 1. Gene Ontology annotation, molecular function: protein binding. NCBI's taxonomy places the organism in Eukaryota, Metazoa, Chordata, Actinopteri, Cyprinodontiformes, Goodeidae. The record is from RefSeq and is a predicted model, not a curated record. The transcript is spliced from 25 exons. The coding region runs from base 371 to 2569 and encodes 732 amino acids.